AUGGCCUCCUCUACUAUCACACUACCCAGUCUCCUAACUUUGUGUCUUUUCUUUCUUGCGGCAGAUGGUCAUACUUUGGUAAAAAAGUGUCCGAAUAAAACUCCAAUUUGCUCUCAUGGCCAGUGUUUAAAACACAUUCACUACAGUGGGAGUAAUGUGGUUGAGGAGACGGAAUGCAUUUGCGAUCCCAAUUACUACGGUAAAGCCUGCACAAUUUUAAUCGAAACGGAGUGGGAUAAAUCCGAAGUUGUGAGCCCAGUGGAUACGUCAUACUUCUCCAUGGCUCAUUUUGGCGAUGAUUCAGAAGAUGAGUUUGGCGAAAACUAG
Messenger RNA from Rodentolepis nana, 327 nucleotides. The record is from the annotation of a GenBank genome assembly. Lineage: Eukaryota; Metazoa; Platyhelminthes; Cestoda; Cyclophyllidea; Hymenolepididae.